This is a messenger RNA of Hypomesus transpacificus, 1754 nucleotides long. It is a transcript of the gene rnft2, whose product is annotated as ring finger protein, transmembrane 2. The transcript is spliced from 10 exons. The record is from RefSeq and is a predicted model, not a curated record. Gene Ontology annotation, molecular function: ubiquitin protein ligase activity. Lineage: Eukaryota; Metazoa; Chordata; Actinopteri; Osmeriformes; Osmeridae. Gene Ontology annotation, biological process: positive regulation of ERAD pathway. The coding region runs from base 125 to 1435 and encodes 436 amino acids.
CGUCAUACCGGAAAAGCAUUCUCAUCGAGUCAGCCCGUAUACUGCUAUAUAUGCCUCCAUAAACAGAAGAAGGAAACGACGAUACAUAUAUGAUUCAGGAUGAUUCCGGAAUGAGCUGGAUGCCAUGCAGAGGAGACACAGCAGCAACACGGAGGGAAUGCCCCCAGAAAGAAGUCGUAGCCAGACCCUGGGAUCUGAGAGCAGCCUGGACGAGGGUGGUGUGUUUGACUGCCUGAAGCCCGACCCUUCCCCCUCCUCUCAGCAGCUGUUCACCUUGGUGGGGGUCCCCUCCGUCCCCUCCGCGUCCCUCCAGGCGGCCGGCCUGGUCCUGGCCUCCUCCCCGGAGGUCUUCAUCCAGAUGACUGCCUCGUCCAGGGAGGAGGGCGGCCGCUCUGAGGUGGCUCCCUACCUGCCGCGGCCCCCAUCCCACCACAACCACCACCACCACCCCUUCCAGCAUCGCUCCUCCCUGCUCCACUCCAGCUCGGCGGGGCCCGGGGAGAGGCAUGGGGGCAGGGAGGAGGCCUCCGACGACCCCUCCACCCCAGCCCCGGCGCUGUCGGAGCUGAAGGCGGUGGUGACCUGGCUCCAGAGGGGCUUCCCUUUCAUCCUCAUCCUCCUGGCUAAAGUCUGCUUCCAGCACAAGCUGGGGAUCGCCGUGUGUGUUGGCAUGGCCAGCACGUUCGCCUUCGCAAACUCAAGCUUCAAACACCAGGUCUCUCUCCGGGAGGAGAGGUCAGUGUUGAUGACGGUCUGGAUCCAGAUCUUCCUGGCGGGGAACAUUGUUUAUGUGUACUACACCUUCAGCGCCGAGGAGCUGUACAACAGCCUCAGGUUUGCAAAGCCCAACAUCAACAACUUUGACUUCUUCAGUCUAAUCUGGGCCGUGGGCAUCACUGAUUUUAUCCUGAAGUUCUUCACCAUUGGCCUGAAAUGCUUCAUCCUGUUUCUGCCCAAAAUCUUCCUGGCUUUCAAAUCAAGGGGUAAGGUGUACCUGCUGAUGGAGGAGCUCAGUCAGCUGUUCCGGGCCCUGGUUCCCAUCCAGCUGUGGUGUCGCUACUUCCUGGGGGAGGAACCAACCAACAGCUACUUCCUGGAGGCCAUGCUCAUCAUCAUAUACAGCCUGUGUAAGUCCUUUGACCUCUGCGGACGUGUGUCGUCCCUCUGCAAGGCCCUGGCCGUGCUGUGCAGCUCCCAGAGCUAUGGUCUGAGGGCUAGCAGUCAGCAGUGCAGCGAGGCGGGAGACGUGUGUGCCAUCUGUCAGGCUGACUUCCGGGAACCACUAGUUCUUCACUGUCAGCACGUGUUCUGCGAGGAGUGUUUGUGUCUGUGGUUCGAUAGGGAGAGAGCUUGCCCUCUCUGCCGUUCCUCGGUGACGGAGACCCUGCGCUGCUGGAAGGACGGCACCACCUCCGCACACUUUCAGAUCUACUAGCGACACGCGCACACACACACACGCUCCCACGUACGCACACAUACACACGCAAGCGCCUCGCGAUUAUUCUAGGUGUUACAUUUCAGCAACAUUUGAUCCUAAACGUGUUUUAAUCAUGUUUCAUACUAAGUAGUGGCACCUCCGUGUAGAUAUAUCCUUCUUGUUCGCCUUUAGGAUGGAAGCAUAUCCAAAUAAUGGGUACUUGCUGGAAGUAUGGACGCGACUGGCUGUUAAGAGCACGACUUAUUAGGAGUUAGCUGACGUGAUUGGAGUGUCUAAAGAACUGUCAAUAUUAGUUUAAUUAAACCAUUGCAUUUUG